Messenger RNA from Labrus bergylta (ballan wrasse), 4754 nucleotides. RefSeq names its product protein phosphatase 1 regulatory subunit 3C-B. Gene Ontology annotation, biological process: regulation of glycogen biosynthetic process. The record is from RefSeq and is a predicted model, not a curated record. Gene Ontology annotation, molecular function: glycogen binding; protein phosphatase 1 binding. Lineage: Eukaryota; Metazoa; Chordata; Actinopteri; Labriformes; Labridae. Gene Ontology annotation, cellular component: protein phosphatase type 1 complex.
UCUCUCUCUCUCUCUCUCUCUCUCGGGGGCGUGUCUCAGCGCGCACGCAGGCUACCAGCACUUCUUCCUGAAUAAAAAAACUGACUGAUAAAUAAAUAAAAAAUAAAUAAAGGAUUAAAACUAAAGAUAAAAGAACCGGAAGAGGAGCGGAAACGUCUCGUGCGCGGUGAGGUGUCUGCAGACAGAGAAACUUUUCGAUGAACUGCACCAGGGUCCUCCACAUCCUGAACCCUCGUCCUGGCGGGCUGUCUCCCAUCAUGCCCGUUGACAUGGCGAUGAGGAUCUGCCUGGCCAGCUCUCCCCCUCUGCACACCUUGCUCAGUAACUACGACAACGCUCAGCUGCGACCGCGCUGUGAGCCGCUGCGACCCUGCCUGACCUCCAAGCGCUGCGACGACUGCAACAACGGCAUCACCACGGCGACCACGGUCUCGACCACCGCGGCGAUGAGCUCGGAGACGGACGGCCGCCCGACCUGGCCGAGCAAGAAGAAGAAAAAGAAGAGCGUGGUGUUCGCCGACUCCCGGGGCCUCGCUCUCACCGCCGUCCACGUCUUCAACGAGUUCGAGGAAGACCUGCUCACUGAGCUGCAGUACCACCUGACUGAGAUAGAGGGCGCCACCGCCGAACUGCGACUAGGAGACGACAAAGGUCGUGGCCCCGCCCUCCUUCUAGAGUUCACUCAGCCCGCCGCAGACUACCUGGACCUGAGGAACCGGCUCAAAGCCCAGCAGGUGUGUCUGGAGACCUGCUCGGUGCAGGACCGCCUGCUUUCAGGUACGGUUCAGGUGCGAAACAUCUGCUUCGACAAGUCCGUCGCGGUGCGGAUCACGUUCGACUCGUGGCGCUCCUUCCAGGAUGUUCCCGGCGUCUACAUGAACAACGUGUACGGCUGCCCCGACACCAACACCUUCUCCUUCUCCGUCCUGGUCCCCGAGAGCCUGGGGCCCUCGCACAGGGUUGAAUUCUGUGUUCAGUACCGGACGCCCGAGCAGACCUUCUGGGACAACAACGACGGCGACAACUACAGGCUGAGCGUGGCCGACCCGGACAGAAACUCCGCCCACUGCGGCGCCGAAAGCCUCGCUGGGCUGAGCAUCCAGAGAGACCGGGCCGGGGAGAAGAAGGAGGGGGUGGAGUUUGAUCCGUUUGGGAGUCCGAGGACCUCUUCGGGGAUCUUUCCUGAGUGGCAGAGCUGGGUCCGCGGUGAGACCAGCUCCCCCUACUGGUGAGACCAACACGGGACAUGUUCUCAUGUUGGUUUUGUUUUCCCGAGUUUUUAAAGACUUACAUCGCCCCUCACACGUUCUGUCCUCCAGAGUUUAUCCAGGUGUGUCAGUCUUGUAAACAACAGAUUCUCACCUGAGCCCCCCUUCAGAGUCUUUAUGAAUCCUUCAGAGUCGGAGAAUCAAAAGUCUUCAGAUCAAAGCCGAGGAGGUCAAACAGUCUCAGUCCAACAGUCGCCUGAAUCUGACACUUUAAUCUCCCAGGAUCCAACACUGGGCCCAAACUGAUCCACCUGCUGCACACUGGGUCACCUCACUGCCAUCAAGGAGUCAAACCCGGGCUACAAGUCCUGGGUUCAGACACAGACUCAGCUGGAUACCUGGGGUGGGCUCGUGGGAAUUUUUAAAAAAUGUGACAAAGGGAUGUUUAUAGUGAGUUUCACUUCUAAAUAUGCUGGACUGCGAGUGAAACUGAUCAGAAGAGACUCCUGUGUCAAAAGGACCUUACAGGAUCCAAAAGAUCUGGACUCUUUGAAGUGAUCCACUCGAUCCCAAAGGAUUUAAAAGUCUCACCCAGAUUCACAAGUAGAUUGUUCAGACUUCCCAAAGACCAUCAUGGGUUUCUGUAUUCCUGUCCCUAAAAGACGGUCCUGAUCCUGAACCAGCUCUCAGAGAAGUCAACAUGGACGAGUUUAAGUCUUCAAUCACCAGCUCCAAACUUUCAAGACAUCAGCGAGAUAUUCAGUGCAACAAAUCAGCAGAGACGCUGUACUUUACGCUCCCAGUACUGAAUCCACCUUUAUGCUAGUUAAGGGCAGCUAACAGCCGGUUAGCCGUUAGCCUUAUGUGUAUGUGUACACCUCACACCUCUGUUUGUGCAUGAGCAUGUUGUUUAAAGUCACACUGCCAACUACUGGCCUGGCAUAUGUACUACAGUGUUUUUUAGUCAUUUUUUUUGUGAUCCCUAUGCAUGCCGGUCUUCAUCAAAACAUCUUCUGAUUGCUGAACUUUUGGGAAAAUGCAAGCGAGGCCUCAAUGUGAGACUAAAUGUAAAUCUGCACUUUACUACACGAUGUCCCUUGACCUUUAGCGUCUGCUGUUAUUGGGAAAGCGACAGACGUUCAGGCUUUCACCUUCACUGUUAAACAUGGUGGUUUAACCCGGGGUACAACAGGGACAUUUAACGGGAACAUUACAGUUCUGAUAACCUCAUGACCAAAAACCAGAACAUCAUCUGUCAAACUGAAAACAGAGCUGUAGUCAGGCUCCUUUUCUGUUGGUGAUAAUCCGAACUCGUCUCAGAUUUUUGGGAGUUUCUUCUCAGAUUUUUCCCUGAGCCUCUUUAAGCUAAAACACUCCGUACUUCUCAAAGUGUCCUCACAUUGGUGACAUUUUAAAUCUUCAGGUUUAUAACGGUGUUCUGAACUUGUCUUGCUCUGACCCGCAGGUCAAAAAGAAGCUCAAAAAGAGAAAAGCAAAAGAGCACUCGCAGGGAACGAGUUCUUUACUCUGAAAAAGCUAACGAGUUGUUCCUCUGAAAUGAUUUUUUGGCCACACCCUGUGCUCUGAUUGGCUUGCGGUUGGUUUUCUCGUAUUGCCCCCCCGAACAAACAACAUCAAUCGUCUGCUGAUAUGCAUCGACAAUCCAACCGAUUGUGUCUUUGAAAAUGUUUACCAAUAGAUUGUCCUUUAUGAGAGAAGAGCUGAUUCAUCCUCUGUGAUUAUUCUGUUUUCUUCCUGUUAGCAUCCGGGUCGUCACUGUACCAGAAGUUCAAACUUUAAUAUAAUUCAAGUAGCGUCAAACUUUCGAUAUCUGUUUGAUACCAUGGUCGUAGAUCCCCAGUAUUUGGUAAUUUCCUGUUUUUAAAGAUCAAAGUUGCAGGCAAAUGUCUGCACACUGUCGAAAUUGCAAAAAAGCGUUGAUUAUGUUUGUAUUUGUGUCAAACACUGUAAAAAUUGCACAAAAACAUUGGCAACAUUGGGAAUUGUGUUAAGAAGGUCUAAAUUGGGCAAAAACUUUGGCAGCGCUGACAUUUUUGUGCCAAAAAACGUUUUAAAUUGUACGUAAACAUCGGGAAUGUUGGGAUUUGUGAGUCAAACACCGUCUAUAUUGCACAAAACCUUCGAGGCGUUGGGAUUUUUUUGCCGAAAAAUUUCUAAAUUGCAGGUAAACAUUGGCAAUGUUGGGAUUUGUGGGUCAAACGAUGUCUAAAUUGCACAAAGACAUCGGGGAAAUGUGAGUCAGACUGCACAAACUGACAGUCCAAUGCACAAAUCUCAACGUUGCCAAUUCAACCUUUGAUGGACCCAAUCUUCUCUCACACCCGACUUAUGAAAUAGACGAGUCUUUUAAAGUUUUGGUACUUUCAGAUACUGUCGAUCGUUUAAAUAACAACGUAUUGAACGACUUAUUUUAGCGUGAAACACUGAGCACGUGACUGAGGUUUAGAGGUAGAACAGAAAGUAUUCUAUCGCCGUUGUAACGGGUAAUUCCUGGAUGUUGCUAUGCAUUAAGUGUCAUACUGUGGUUGUGUUGUCAUGGUAACUGCUGUAGAUGGUAAAGAUCCACCUGUGCUAUUCAUACCCAGCAGUUUUGAAAUCUGUUUACUGUAAAUACACAGCUCGGUGUGUGAUCAUUACAUCACUUCCUGUUAUCCUCGUUGCUGUUUGGAAACACGUAACCAUGGUUACUUGUAGCAACUACAACAUGUCCACAUACCUAGCAACAAUGGAGGAUGUGGGCACUGCCAGUGCGAAGAGCGUUGGACACGUGUCUUUACUCUUUAAUGAGUGCCCCUCCCCCCCACCACCGUUGUAUCUCAUGUUGUUGUCACUGCUGCAGUGCAUUCUGGGAAGUGUAUGCUGUAGUAUCGUUGUGUUCAUAGUUUCACUUCACAUGUCAGUGUUUUCUUUCUGUCUUUGUUGUUAACUUUAAAAACCUCAUGCUAAUUCAGCGUUUUUUAAAAAUCACCUUAUUUUUUAAAUUUCAGACACAGCGUUGCACUUCCUGUUAGCUCCUGUAGCCCUUCCAGUUUAAAAGCCUUUACUAACCUAAGAAACUCUUCCAGUGCUCUUACCUUGUUGCUGCUACUGUGUGUGUGUGUGUGUGUGUGUGUGUGUGUGUUUUGUAAAUCAUGAGACAGGAAGUGUUGAAGUCUGAAGGUUAUUGAAAGUGUUUGAAAAGGACUGUUUUGUUUUUUUAAAGUUUUGGUCGACGUCUGAUGAAAGCAGCCUGUGGCCAUUUGGUUGGAAAUGAAUUAAAAGUAUUUUUUCAGACCUUACCUGAAAAGGAUAUUUAAGCUGGCCACAGGUUAGCUCGUGCUAAUCUAGCAGUAAAGUUUAAUGGCAUUGUAUCUGUAGCAUGCUGCUAGCUUUAGCAGCUGUACUGUAGCAAGGCUGUAUAAUGUGCAAUGUAACGAUGAUGUCAUGAUGAUGUCAUAAUGUUCUAUUGAAACAGGAAAUGAUGCAAGAAAGUGAAUGACUUUUCCUUUUGUCUCUUUAAAAAUAAAAUAAAGUCUAAUGUUUAAA